Monoraphidium neglectum is the source of this 417-nucleotide messenger RNA. RefSeq lists its product as hypothetical. NCBI's taxonomy places the organism in Eukaryota, Viridiplantae, Chlorophyta, Chlorophyceae, Sphaeropleales, Selenastraceae. The record is from RefSeq and is a predicted model, not a curated record. The transcript has 2 exons. The coding region runs from base 1 to 417 and encodes 138 amino acids.
AUGAAGGUAGGGUUUGGAGGAAAGGCUGGACAGAAGAAGAAGAGCAAGAAGAAGGGCGGCAAGGCAAAGAAAAGCAAGGGUGGUGACGCGGCCAUGAAGGACGUCGCAACUGAGCAGCAUGUGGAGGCGGCUCAGGCCGUGCAGCCGACAGCAAAGGACAAGCAGCGCAAUCGCAUGGCACUCAAGCAGCAGCUGAAGGUCAAGGUGGCCGGCUUGAAGUCGCACAGGCAGAAGCUCACGAAGCUCGCAGCAAACAAGGACGCACGCCGGUCGCUCAACAAGGAGAUGCGCUCUCUUGUCAAGGAGCAGCUGGGCAUCUCCAACAAGGGGCGCAGCAGCGAGGCCAGCAAGGCAGGGGGCAGUGGUGAGCAGCCGGCUGCUGGCGGGGGUGGGGGCGGCGAUACCAUGGCCGAGUAG